Molecule: messenger RNA, 1496 nt
Organism: Lepus europaeus (European hare)
Lineage: Eukaryota; Metazoa; Chordata; Mammalia; Lagomorpha; Leporidae
Gene: CCDC106
Product: coiled-coil domain containing 106
Exons: 4
Coding region: 451-1380 (309 amino acids)
Cellular component (GO): nucleoplasm
Source: RefSeq, a predicted model, not a curated record
AAGGGCGGGGGCGGGGGGCGCAUGCCCACGCGUGACCUUCCCCCGCACUGCGCACGCGCCCAGCCCCCCCCGUCAUGGGGGAGGGGCUCUGCUGGCUCCAGGCGAGUGCGGGGGAGGGGCGUGGGACGACCAGGAGCCGGGAGCCGCCGCGCGUGGGCCGAAGUUGGGGCAGCUUCUCCCUGCACCUGCGGCUCGGCUGGGCCUGGAGAGAACCCUCGCGGGGGGUCCUCGCCGUGCGGGCCAGGGGCUCCCUGUGCCCCAGCAGCCCCGGGGGUGCCCAGGCCCCAGCCGUCCGUCCGUUCGGGUCUCGGCUAGGCGCCCGCAGCGCGGGGUCCUGGAGCAUGGGGUCCCCUCCCCCCCAGACCCCGGGCGGGCCCCUCCAUCUGUGGCUGCUGUUUCUGUCCAGUGCCCCUGAGGCGCUCCGCUGCGGGGUCCACAGACAGCCCGGCGAUGAGCGAGCGGAGCGGCCGGAGGCGGACGAGUGAGGACGCGGGGCCGCGGUGGGGGGCGGCCCCGGCGGGGCCUGCGGCCGCCUGGCGCAUGACCGCGGGCCUCUCCUGUCCAGUGAAGAAGGACGAUGAGGGCUUCGAGGUCUCCGUCCCCUUCGAGGAGGCGCCCCCGCUGGACUCGCAGCUCUUCUACAGCCUGAACUCCUCGCAGGCGGGCUUCGAGGAGCCCGCGGAGGCCGCGUCGCCCACCCUGGCCCUGAUGAACAGCGUCAAGGCGCAGCUGCACCUGGCCCUGGAGAGGAACUCGUGGCUGCAGAAGCGCAUCGAGGACCUGGAGGAGGAGCGGGACUUCCUGCGCUGCCAGCUGGACAAGUUCAUCUCCUCUGCGCGCGUGGACGCAGAGGACCACUGCCGGGCGAAGCCGGGGCCCCGGCGGGCGGAGGGGGACAGCCGCGGCGGCGCGGGGGGCGAGGCCUCGGACCUGGAGUCGGCCGCCUCGUCGCUCAGCGCCGCGUCCGAGGAAGGCAGCGCCGGCGAGAGGAAGAGGCAGAGGCCGCGGGCAGGCGCCGGCCGGAGGCGCUUCGGGAAGCCCAAGGCCCGGGAGCGGCAGCGCGUGAAGGACGCCGACGGCGUGCUGUGCCGCUACAAGAAGAUCCUGGGCACCUUCCAGAAGCUCAAGAGCAUGUCGCGGGCCUUCGAGCACCACCGCGUGGACCGCAACACCGUGGCGCUGACCACGCCCAUCGCCGAGCUGCUCAUCGUGGCCCCCGAGAAGCUGGCCGAGGUGGGCGAGUUCGACCCCUCCAAGGAGCGCCUGCUCGAGUACUCGCGCCGCUGCUUCCUGGCGCUGGACGACGAGACGCUCAAGAAGGUGCAGGCGCUCAAGAAGAGCAAGCUGCUGCUGCCCAUCACCUACCGCUUCAAGCGGUGACCCGCGCUCGCUCGCGCGGAUCCCACGAGAGACGUGACGCUCGGGCAGGCGGCCCCGGAAUCUAAGUUAAAAAAGUAAAAAUAAAACAGAGACGUGGCGCUUUGGCGCAGACUGGG